Messenger RNA from Toxotes jaculatrix (banded archerfish), 1008 nucleotides. RefSeq names its product olfactory receptor class A-like protein 4. The record is from RefSeq and is a predicted model, not a curated record. The transcript has 4 exons. Gene Ontology annotation, molecular function: pheromone receptor activity. The coding region runs from base 1 to 1008 and encodes 335 amino acids. Gene Ontology annotation, biological process: G protein-coupled receptor signaling pathway. NCBI's taxonomy places the organism in Eukaryota, Metazoa, Chordata, Actinopteri, Toxotidae. Gene Ontology annotation, cellular component: membrane.
AUGGCUGCAAUAAACGGCCCACAAAAGCAAGAUGAAGACCAGAAGCUUGUGGGGAUGGGACUUCGUGUCUCCGUGUCCCCUGCACAAACUGCCUUUUACAUGAUCCUUGUGGUGCUGGGCAUCCUGGGUAAUGCCACUGUGGUUGGGGUGAUUGGUAAGAAUGUGAUUAUGGACCAUGGUGGAGGACGUAACUCAGAUAUCAUUAUCAUCAACAUGGCAUUGUCUAACCUGCUGGUGUCUGUGAUGAGGAACACACUGCUUGUUAUUUCAGACAUGGGACUUGAGCUGUACUCAUCCAAAGACUGGUGUCAGUUUUUGAUGGGUGUCUGGGUGUGGCUGCGGUCAGUCAAUGUGUGGUCAACGCUCUUCCUCAGUGCGUUCCACCUCCAGACUUUGAGGCGCGUGGCUCCCACUCUCGGGAACUUUCACGGGUCCCGGGGUGUUCCUAAGACCCUCCUGCUGAGUCUUGGCCUGAUCUGGCUUCUCAACCUUGUUUACGCCAUUCCUGCCCACAUAUUUUCCACUAGUGGGGAUGUGAACACCACAGAGACUCUGAUGCUGGUGAGCAGCACAACACGCCCCCUGCUGGGCUGUGUUUGGAACUUUCCCUCCAGCUACAGCGGCCUGGCCUAUGCCACCACAUCUUUGGUGAUCCAUGAGGCGAUUCCCAUAAUCUUGAUGGCUUUUACCAACCUGGGCUCCCUUUACACACUCCACACCCAUGGCAGGACGCGCAGUUCGGUGCAAGACGCGCCUGUCAUAAAACGGGUACCAGCUGAGAGACGAGCAGCCAAGGUGAUUCUUGCUCUCAUAAUGCUCUUCAUUGCAUCCUGGGGAACCAGCAUUAUCUCCGUCAACUAUUUCAACUACAACCGUGGCUCCUCGGCUGAGUUUCUUCUGGUCAUUGCUCGGUUUGCCAACAUUAUCUUCAUUGCCAUGUCACCUGCUGUUCUGGCAGUCGGCCACAGGCGGCUGCGUUCUUUCAUCAAGUCCAUGAUCUCUCACUGA